AACUUUGUUUCAAGAUUAUGGCCCCCUAUAGUCUAUCCCCAAGAAAGGGGAAAAAGGAAAAGAAACACACUACAAUAGACUUAUAAUGUCUAAAUAAAACAUGUUACCUGACAGAAACUUCACAUAGUACUUCCUCUUUUCUCAAAUUUCCUCUCUUUCACUGAGAAAUCCCAUAAUCUCCAACCUAUCAAUUUCCAAUUUUGCAAAAAAAAUAUCCUCUUUAAUUGCCUUUUGAUGAUCAAUGUUGGAAAGAUUUCAAGAAUCUACACUCAUUAUUUAGGCAAUUCUUUCAUCAGAUGGGCUCACUUCUUUUACUUACUCUGACAUUACUUUCACUGGCAUUCACCGCGACCCUUUCAAGUCAAGCACAAGGCAUAAAAUCAGCGCGACUUCUUGAUCUAGUCCUACGUGACAACACCUUUCGAUACUACAACACCAAGAAAUUCAGAACCGCGAAAUUGUACCCCGUACAUUUACCAUCCAACCUCUCAGGGAUCAAAGUCGAUUCAGUAAGGUAUCGGUGUGGUAGUCUAGCAAGAUAUGGUGCAAAAAUCAAAGAAUUCAAAUUGCCAAUUGGGGUAAGUAUUCAACAUUGUGCUGAAAGAGUAUUAUUAGUUAGACAAAAUCUUGGAUCAAAUUGGUCUUCUAUAUACUAUGAUAACUAUGAAUUAUCAGGUUAUCAACUUAUUUCUCCUGUAUUAGGCCUAUUAGCAUACAAUGCUGGUGAUGACAUUGUAACUUCCUCCACACCAUUUGAACUCGAAUUCCAUUUCGAUAAAAUUCCAAUCACAAUUGAUUUUACCAACACAACUAGGCUAGCAAAUUCUACCAGUAGUACACCGGGGAUCAUACCAUUAUGUGCUAACUUUGAGCGCGAUGGAAAGGUGACACUAACACAACAAGCGUCACAAAAUGUAUGUUACGCUAAAAAGCAAGGACAUUUUGGAUUGGUUAUUGAGACGCCUUUAAUACCUUUGAAAAAUAAGCGCGAAAGUAAGUGGAAAUUAGCUAUUGGGAGCUCGAUUGGAGCUGCAUUGGGCGCGUUCCUUCUAGGUUUGUUACUCAUCGCGAUAUUUGCAAAGGUGAAGAAGAAAGCAAGAAUGGAAGAAUUGGUAAGAAGGGCAUAUGAAGAAGAAGCUUUACAAGUUUCAAUGGUUGGACAUGUUAGAGCUCCAACUGCAGCAGGUACUAGGACUGUUCCAACUAUUGAACAUGAGUAUAAUCCUCACAAUUAUAAUUAAAAAACUAUUCUUUAGCAGUUAAUUUCUUGUUUUUUUUUUGGUUGAUCAUUCUUUUUGUAAGAUUAAAAUCUUUUGAAGUUUUGGGUACUUAAUUGUAUUGAAAUGCUUUAGGACAGGGAAAUAGAUUAAAUGCUGACAAUUAAUUUGUUCUAUCUGUUUUGCUAUAUUGAACUUCUAUUCUUUUGCCCUUUGUUCUAAUUUGGCUACAUUAGAGUUGUGAGCCUUUUUUAAUACUGUCAGUGUACUUAUACAUAUUAAGAAGUGUAUUUUACUUCAUCUUCUAGG
Capsicum annuum is the source of this 1526-nucleotide messenger RNA. RefSeq lists its product as uncharacterized. The coding region runs from base 297 to 1241 and encodes 314 amino acids. The record is from RefSeq and is a predicted model, not a curated record. NCBI's taxonomy places the organism in Eukaryota, Viridiplantae, Streptophyta, Magnoliopsida, Solanales, Solanaceae. Gene Ontology annotation, cellular component: membrane. The transcript has a single exon.